This is a messenger RNA of Colletotrichum gloeosporioides, 1842 nucleotides long. RefSeq names its product putative dehydratase IlvD1. The record is from RefSeq and is a predicted model, not a curated record. Gene Ontology annotation, molecular function: hydro-lyase activity. Bases 1 to 1842 code for a protein of 613 amino acids. The transcript is spliced from 3 exons. Lineage: Eukaryota; Fungi; Ascomycota; Sordariomycetes; Glomerellales; Glomerellaceae.
AUGGCAGAACAAAAGAAGCCGGUUACAGGCGACUACGACCUCUCAACCCCAAUCGACCCCAACUCGACCGGCCUCCGCCAGGGCCUCACCUCCUACGGCGACGCGCACUUCUCCCUCUUCCUGCGCAAGGUCUUCAUCAAGGCCCUCGGCUACAGCGAGGAUGCGCUCUCGCGCCCCAUCAUCGGCAUCGUCAACACAUAUUCGAGCUUCAACCCGUGCCACGCCAACGUGCCGCAGCUCAUCGAGGCCGUGAAGCGCGGCGUGCAGCUCAACGGCGGGCUGGCGAUCGACUUCCCGACGAUCAGCAUCGCGGAGAGCUUCGCGUCGCCGACGAGCAUGUAUCUUAGGAAUCUGAUGAGUAUGGACACCGAGGAGAUGAUCAAGGCGCAGCCGUGUGAUGCUGUGGUGUUGAUUGGAGGAUGUGACAAGACGACACCGGCUCAGUUGAUGGGUGGUAUCUCUGCGAAUAAGCCCAUCUUGCAUCUGGUAACAGGGCCAAUGAUGCCGGGCAGCCACAAGGGUGUAAGAAUCGGCGCAUGCACAGAUUGCCGCAACAACUGGGCAGCAUACAGAGCCGGAAAGAUUGAUAUCGAAGACAUCUCCGCCAUCAAUGACGAGCUUGCACCAACGGGAGGAACAUGCGGCGUCAUGGGCACCGCCUCAACCAUGGCCUGCAUCCUAGUCGGCCUCGGCAUGAUGCCCUUCGCCGGCGCCACCGCGCCCGCCGUCUCCUCCGCCCGCCUCCGCAUCGCCGAGCAAACAGGCGCCCUCGCCGUCGCCCUGCACACCAAGCGCCUCAAGCCCCAGGACCUCCUCACGCGCGAGUCCUUCCUCAACGCCAUCACCGUCCUCCAGGCCAUCGGCGGCUCCACCAACGCCGUCGUCCACCUCAUGGCCAUCAUCGGCCGCCACCCGGCCGUCGCCGGCACCAUCACGCUCGACACCUUCGACGAGAUCGGCCGCAAGACGCCCCUGAUCGUCGACCUGAAGCCCAGCGGCGACAACUACAUGACCGACUUCCACAACAGCGGCGGCAUGCUCGCGCUGCUGCACGAGAUCAAGGACCUGUUGUACCUGGACGCGAUGACGGUCACGGGCAGGACGCUCGGCGAGGAGCUCGCGAGCACGCCCUUCAUCCCCGUGCCGCGAGACAGCUUGGUCAACUGCCUGCAGCCGUUCAACGAGCCGCUGUACCCGGCGUCUGCGCUCGCUGUGCUCCGGGGCAACAUCGCCCCUGGCGGCGCGGUAAUCAAGCAGAGCGCGUCAAAGUACCGGCAUCUGCUGAAGCACUCUGGCCCCGCGGUCGUGUUCGCUGGGUCCGCGGAUAUGGCGCUUCGGAUUGACGAUCCGGACUUGGACGUUACGCCGGAUAGUGUGCUUGUUUUGCAAAAUAUCGGUCCGGUUGGAAACCCGGGCAUGCCGGAAGCAGGUCUGAUCCCGAUUCCUCGGAAACUCGCCGCGCAGGGUGUGCAGGAUAUGUUGCGUCUCUCGGACGGCAGGAUGAGCGGUACCGCUGGCGGGACCAUCGUCCUGCACAUCUCUCCCGAGGCAGCUGAUCCCGAGUCGGUGUUAGGGAUUGUGAGGGACGGCGACAUCAUCACGUUUGACGCAGAGCAGCGUGUGAUCAGGGUCGAAAUCUCAGAUGAAGAGAUCAAGAAGAGGAUAGCCGAGAAGCUCCAGGUCCUAGAGCAGGAGGAGGCAAAUGGUGGGAGUAACGCGCCUUGGAUCGCGAAGAAGCGAAUCAGGGGUUACCGCGGCUUGUACUUGCGCGAAGUUAAUCAGGCUGAGGGCGGCGGAGACUUUGACUUCCUAACGGCUCGCGGUCCAUCACGAGGGUUAUGA